This is a messenger RNA of Larimichthys crocea (large yellow croaker), 1552 nucleotides long. RefSeq names its product UFM1-specific peptidase 1 (gene ufsp1). NCBI's taxonomy places the organism in Eukaryota, Metazoa, Chordata, Actinopteri, Sciaenidae. Gene Ontology annotation, molecular function: deUFMylase activity. The record is from RefSeq and is a predicted model, not a curated record. The transcript has a single exon. The coding region runs from base 130 to 885 and encodes 251 amino acids.
GCGUCUAAAUGUACCGAAGGGACAGUUAUUGCAGUUGCAAUAGACUACUGUCGGAGGUAAACAGCUGGGAAACAUUUUGAAGUGACACGUAUCAGGUAAAAUGUUGAAGUGUGAAUAAUUAGUAAAAAAAUGGAGCAAAAGGUUGUAGCUUCCGAAUCUGAUGAGAUUGACUGGGGAGGAAGUGGAGCUGAAGAGGGAGGGGUUAUGAAGAAGAGCAAAACCUUAUCAAUGAACGUGCACAGUGGUCUUCCUGAUCCACUCACAGGUCCUGUGAAAUGUUCUCUGAUAAAAGGAGACUACCUCUACUUCCACUAUGGCUGUGAUGGGCAAGAUGACAGAGGCUGGGGAUGCGGCUACCGCACCAUUCAGACUGUGGCUUCCUGGCUUUGCCGAAACUGGUUUCCACUUCAGGGCAAACACAGACCUCCACCAAGCCUCCCUGAAAUCCAACAAGCCCUGGUCACCAUGGGGGACAAACCAGCCUCCUUUUCAUGCUCCAGGGAGUGGAUCGGGACAUUUGAAGCCUCCCUGGUCCUUGACUAUUUCUAUGAUGUCCCCUGUAAGUUGGUGCAUGUCAGAGGUGGAGGCGCAGAGCUGGAGCAUGUUGCAGUGGAGGAGCUCCAUCAGCACUUUGAGAAACAUGGAUCUCCGGUCAUGAUGGGAGGGGACAGGGACAACUCCUCUAAAGGGAUAUUGGGGGUGUGCUCUGGGGAUAGAGGGAGCUACUUGCUUGUCGUUGACCCUCACUACUAUGGGUGUCAGCUGGAGCAGCAAGAGCUGCAGAAGCGGGGUUGGGUGGCGUGGAAAAGAGUAUCAUCCCUGGAUCAGUCUUCGUUUUAUAAUUUAUGUAUGCCUCAGACUGCCAAAAAAAGGAACAUGAACUAAGCAAAAGACAUAUUUCUAAUUCAGAGAGGCAGAUGAAUUAUUGUUUGUUCGGAUGAACUUCAGAAAACUGGUUUUCUAAUUUGGAUGUAAUAUUUUAUUAGGGUAGAGGUUGUACUGCAGUGUCAGCUUUGGGGCUGUAGUGCCAUCUUGUGGAUGAAAUUAAUGAUUAUGAUUCAUUAAACUCUUCUUGGGUAUGUAUCAAGUAUUUCCCUCAGUGAUUUCUGCUUCAAAAGCAAAUGCUUUAGUUUGAAUUCAUUUGUAUUACACACACAGUUCUCUCCGUGAUGUCAAUAUGUAAACCAAGCUCAGUGAUCAAUAAUUAAUUCAAAAAAAUUAUUGGUUUAGUGAGAGUAGUAGUAUCAGUAUGCACAAUCAGUAUUGUUAAUAUUUAAAAAGGAAAAUCACCAUUACCACCUUUGUCACACUGCAUUUUAUUGAAUUUAUUUUUCAAAUAUAGAUGGUGACGAUUCUCUGGUUCCAUCUUUUUUAAAGAUUUGCAACUUUAAAAAAAUAUUUUGAUUGUCAUUUUUAUCAUUUUCAACCGUUACUGUGACAAAACAAGCAAUCUUUAGACUGAGAUAUUGUGAUAGAGCUACCAUUUCUUGACAUUUUCUGAAGAAAUUAAAAACUGAUCAGAAAAAUAAUAAAAUGGACAUAAUCAAACAGA